Messenger RNA from Penicillium lagena, 1170 nucleotides. RefSeq names its product NAD(P)/FAD-dependent oxidoreductase. The record is from RefSeq and is a predicted model, not a curated record. Lineage: Eukaryota; Fungi; Ascomycota; Eurotiomycetes; Eurotiales; Aspergillaceae. Gene Ontology annotation, cellular component: cytoplasm. The transcript has 2 exons. Gene Ontology annotation, molecular function: electron-transferring-flavoprotein dehydrogenase activity; flavin adenine dinucleotide binding. Bases 1 to 1170 code for a protein of 389 amino acids.
AUGCACAGCAUUGUUAUCCUCGGCGGGAACUUCGCCGGCAUUAGCACCGCGCAGUACCUACUUAAGCGCGUCUUGCCCUUAGUCAACAACGAAAGUUCGCACCACAAAGUUACGCUCGUGUCACCGUCCGCUCACACCUUCUUCAAAGUAGCAGUCCCGCGUGUCUUGGUAUCGGACAAGGUCUCGAACCACAUGCCAUUUGCUUCCAUUCCCGACGCUUUUCUCCAGUACAACUCGGACGAAUUCAUUUUUAUCCAAGGCGAGGCGGUCAGAAUAGACGAGACGGCUAAGACCGUGUCCAUCAAGAACGUUGGGACUAUGAACCGCUUGAUUGGAUAUGAUUCUUUAGUCAUUGCUACAGGCACUACAAGCGCUAGUGCAGUAUGGACGCUGCAUGGCAAUCACGAUAUGACGCUUUCAGCAUUUCAGGACAUCCAAAACCGACUUCCGACCUCGAAAACAAUCCUCAUAGCAGGAGGUGGUCCCGUGGGCGUCGAAACAGCGGGCGAAAUAGCAAGCCAACAUGAGGACAAAGAAGUCAUUCUCCUCUCUGGAGGAGCGCGUCUGCUGCCGAGGUUGCAGAAUGAAAAGAUGGCGACAAGGGCAGAACAACAGUUAGCAGCACUGAACGUGCAGACAUUACAUGGUAUUCGCGUCAAAUGUUCAACAGUGGCGGCCAAUAAAAUGUCAUUGGUGUUGAGCGACGGCACCACCAGGUCUGUCGACUUGUAUAUUGACGCAACGGGCGGCAUACCAAAUACCGGCUUUCUACCGCCAUCGUGGCUUGACGGCAGCAAACACGUCAUCGUCAACGGGACUACGCUUCGCGCCACCAACGCCCCUGAAGGUGUGUAUGCGAUAGGAGACGUAGCGUCUUAUUCUAAAGGAGGCAUCCCAGACGCCGUUUGGCCUGUUCCCGCUCUCGGAUAUUCCAUCUGGUCCGACCUACACGUGGCUACGAUUAUGGAUGGGUCUGUCAAGGCGGACGCACCGCAAUUAAAGGAGGCAAAGUACAAGCAGAUUCAGACGGACAUGAGUAUUGUUCCCAUAGGACCAUCCGGUGGUGUUGGGGCGCUGUUUGGGUGGGCUGUUCCGAGCUGGUUAGUGUGGCUGUUGAAAUCAAGGACAUUUAUGGUGGAGAAUGCGCCCAAUGUAGCUACUGGUUAUUAG